UACGGCGGGUGAUCAUCAUUUUGGGUUUCCCGGGCAUUCAGAAUAACACAGAUGUUAUGGUGAUACGACACAGCAUCGGUAAACACAUACAUGAAACGACAAAGACUGCCAGCUCCUUGUACCCGAACCACAACUUCACAACACGUUAUCCAACGUCUCGCUACUUCUUAUUUUGCCAUUCGUUCAGUUGCUUUGGAUCAAGGUUACGAGGUCGGCCUAGUGGAGAGCAAGGACUGACAAUUGCAGUCCAGGGAGGUAUUAGAUGAAGUUUGCGUUCUUCGUCGUCUUUAUUGGAACUGCUACUGCAAUCUGCCCCGGAUUCAACUUUGGUAUCGCUGAUACCCACGGAGGGCCUCCAGGGUCUUGUACAUCCAACUCUUCUCACACGUACAGCUUGAUUCUUACCAACACUGAUCUGGCAGGGCGCGUUUAUGAUAAUUCAUGCAACACCAUCUUGACGGUGUUCGCUGACAACCCAUGUACUCAAGGGGCUUUUGGCUGUUCUCCUGCACCCAUCACGUUUAAUAAGCUGCAUCUAAACGGAGUAUAUUACAAUUGUAGUCGCGAGACCAAUUCCGAGAAAUGUGAACAGAAUGACAUACAAGUUUGUUGUAAAUAGUAUAAUAAUAGCAUAAUGCUCUUGUUCAACAUAUUGUAAACAUACUAUAUCUUGUCCCUCAGGCAUCAGGAAUUGGGCAUGAGAUUCGCUA
Desarmillaria tabescens is the source of this 710-nucleotide messenger RNA. RefSeq lists its product as uncharacterized. Lineage: Eukaryota; Fungi; Basidiomycota; Agaricomycetes; Agaricales; Physalacriaceae. The transcript is spliced from 4 exons. The record is from RefSeq and is a predicted model, not a curated record. The coding region runs from base 263 to 619 and encodes 118 amino acids.